Messenger RNA from Beta vulgaris subsp. vulgaris (sugar beet), 1750 nucleotides. Its product is annotated as guanosine nucleotide diphosphate dissociation inhibitor 1. Gene Ontology annotation, cellular component: cytoplasm. Gene Ontology annotation, biological process: vesicle-mediated transport; small GTPase-mediated signal transduction; protein transport. The transcript is spliced from 13 exons. The record is from RefSeq and is a predicted model, not a curated record. Gene Ontology annotation, molecular function: Rab GDP-dissociation inhibitor activity. The coding region runs from base 187 to 1521 and encodes 444 amino acids. Lineage: Eukaryota; Viridiplantae; Streptophyta; Magnoliopsida; Caryophyllales; Amaranthaceae.
UGUCUAAUUACACCCUCCGUCUCUCUCUCUCUCUCUCUCUCUCUCUCUCUCUCCAUUUAUAUAUUGACUCGAGCCCUAACUCUUUCAAUUUCUCUCUCACCAUUUUUCUUCGUCUUCUUCCUCAACUUUUAAUCGAUCUGAAUUUUCUCCGAUUUGAUCUGCGUUUUUCUCAGAGCUCAAUCAACAAUGGAUGAAGAAUAUGACGUCAUUGUUUUAGGAACUGGUCUUAAGGAAUGCAUUCUCAGUGGUCUACUCUCCGUCGAUGGCCUCAAGGUACUACACAUGGAUAGAAAUGAUUAUUAUGGAGGAGAAUCAACUUCAAUUAAUCUCAUUCAGCUGUGGAAGAGGUUUAGGGGAAAUGACCAGCCUUCAGCAGAUUUAGGUCCCAGCAGAGAUUACAAUGUGGACAUGAUGCCAAAGUUCAUAAUGGCAAAUGGUGCUCUUGUUCGGGUCCUCAUCCACACAGAUGUCACAAAAUAUCUUUCUUUCAAGGCAGUUGAUGGUAGUUACGUUUUUAACAAAGGAAAGGUGCACAAGGUUCCUGCCACUGACAUGGAGGCCUUGAAAUCUCCUUUGAUGGGAUUGUUUGAGAAGCGUCGUGCCCGAAAAUUUUUCAUUUUUGUGCAAGAUUUUGAAGAGAGUAAUCCCAAGACACACGAGGGUCUGGACUUGACCAGAGUGACGACGAGAGAGCUUAUAGCAAAAUAUGGCCUUGACGACAACACCAUAGACUUCAUUGGCCAUGCAUUGGCUCUCCAUAGAGAUGACCGCUACCUGGAUGAACCCGCAAUAGAUACUGUGAAGAGAAUGAAGCUUUACGCUGAAUCUUUGGCACGUUUUCAAGGAGGAUCACCAUAUAUCUAUCCCCUGUAUGGGUUAGGGGAGCUUCCUCAGGCAUUUGCACGGCUGAGUGCUGUUUAUGGUGGAACCUACAUGUUGAAUAAGCCAGAGUGCAAGGUCGAAUUUGAUGCUGAGGGCAAAGUUGUAGGUGUAACAUCGGAAGGAGAAACUGCCAAGUGCAAAAAAGUUGUUUGUGAUCCAUCUUAUCUUACUAACAAGGUGAGGAAGGUGGGAAAGGUUGCGAGGGCUAUUGCCAUUAUGAGUCACCCAAUCCCCAGCACAAAUGAUUCACAUUCAGUGCAAAUUAUUCUGCCUCAGAAGCAAUUAGGACGUAGAUCUGACAUGUAUGUCUUCUGCUGUUCCUACACUCACAACGUUGCCCCAAAGGGAAAAUUCAUCGCUUUUGUAUCAACAGAGGCUGAGACUGAUAAUCCUCAGACUGAAUUAAAGGCUGGAAUUGAUCUUCUGGGCCCAGUCGAUGAGAUGUUUUUUGAUAUCUAUGAUAGAUAUGAGCCUGUCAAUGAACCUUCUUUGGACAAUUGUUUUAUCUCAACGAGUUAUGAUGGUACAACACACUUUGAAUCAACUGUAACAGAUGUGCUCAACAUGUAUACCAUGAUAACUGGAAAGGUUUUGGAUCUUAACGUGGAUCUCAAUGCUGCUAGUGCAGCUGAAGAGUGAAAUCUUUUAUAGUUGUGUGAACCGAUGCUUUGCUCCUCUUAUUCCUGAACAUGCCAAUCAAUCUUCUGGAGUAUGUGCCUGUUAUGUGGCUGCCAUAAAACUUGUAAUAAGUUUGUUACUGUGUUGUGUUUUUAAAAUACACAAGUAGGACUAAUCUUGUUGCGCUUCUGUGGCUGUUGGUGUUGGAUGACUGAAAACUUUCAGCUGUUUCUAUGUAUUUUUUUAUUAA